AUGUCCCCUGCUGUUAGAGGUAUCCGGCUCCCUAACAAUGAAGAGCUCAUCACCAGUCAGUUUGCCGAUGACACUACUAUUUUCUUUGAAGCCUGUGACAGCAACUUUGAAGCGCUUCAAAACAAACUUAAGACAUUCUGCAUUAUAUCCGGAGCAAAGAUCUCCUACUCCAAAUCUACCUGUCUUGGAUGGCAUGAAGUUCCUCCUGACUGGAGUAAUAGAUUUCAAUAUCAAUGGGGAGGUCCUCACCUGGAGGUUAGAUACCUUGGAAUUCCCUUUUCUGUGGACCCCUCUCUUAAGGCUAUGUGGCUUUGGAUCAAAGACAAAAUUAACUCCAAGCUUAAUAAGUGGCAUAACCGUUCCCUUUCUCUUGCUGGCAGGGUUCAAGUUUGCCAGAAAAUUCUCUCAUCCUAUAACAUAUACUUCUCUUCGGCCUGGUUGUUCAAUAACUAUCAGAUAUUUGAGAUCCAGAAGGCCAUUAGACAAUUCCUUUGGUCUGAUGGCAGAGGAACUAGGAAAAUGCAUGCUGUUAAGUGGCAAUGGUGUCAUACAGACAGCCUCCUUGGGGGAUUGGGCUUGAAGGAUCUCAGAACUCAAGGAGUUGCUCUUGCCGCUAAAUGGAUCUUCCACUCUAUGGAGGGUGACUCCCCAUGGAAAAUCCUUAUUAGAAACAACAUAGAAAUGGGUUUCCCUAAGCAUGCCAAAUCCUGGAAGGGCCUGCCCCUUGCUGAUCUGAUCAUGGGUAGCUUUCCUAUUAAGGUCCAUGGAUCUGCAGUUUUCUGCUCCAUUUGGAGGGCUUGGGAACAGGUUAGAAAGUUUGUAAACAAUAAGGACUACCAUGAUAGUCAAACUCUAUACGGCGAAAGAUCUAUUUGGUGGAACUUACAGCUCUCGGGAAAGCCCUUAGCCCUCUCACAAGGCUGCUCUGCCAGGUACUGGAACAAUAAAGGGAUAUCCCAAUUGAUUGACCUAUUUGAACAUAACCAGCUGAUGCCUUGGAAUGAUCUCAAAACUAAAUUUAACAUUCCUGACUCGCAAAAGAAAACAUAUAAUAUGAUUGUUAAAGCCACUAAAGAUCUCCCCAUGACCUGCUAUGUGGAUUCCAAUAGGUUCCUUCAGUGCAAAUGGCCUGAUGGUAACAUCUUCAGCAAGAUUAAGGCAAAAAAUAUUUACAAUGUUAUCAAUCAUAACAGCUCCAUCAUUGAACAUAUUAAUGCUCUUUGGUAUACCUCCCUUGAUAGCUGUUCCUGGAAGAAACUCCUUAACCACCUUUGGAAGGGGCCCAUUGAACCUAAAAUUAAAUACUUUAGAUGGUUGUUGUUACUGAACAGACUCCCUGUCAGGAACUUGGAAGCUCAAACUGAAUACUGUAAAUUCUGUAAGAUGCCUGAAACUUGUAGACAUAUCUUUUUUGAUUGUAUUUUUGCCAGGAAAAUUUGGCAAAUGUUUGAUAUAUCUUAUCCACUUGAUUACUCCAUUUUGAAUAUUGUGACUGGACAUAUUUAUGGGAUUAAAAAGGAUACUAAUCUUUUUUGGUACAUUCUCUCUUCUAACAUCUUGUGGCAGCUCUGGAAGUGCAGGAAUGAGGAAAAAUAUCAGGACAAACCCCGGUCCCUUAUUGAGUUUUACCGUAAACUCACAUAUUUUAAAAUCCUCUUGCAGGUCUAUACCAUGAUGAUGAUUGAUAAAGACAAGCUUAGGCGGUUCCUGAAGACCGGUCACACCACCUCCUUUGUUUAUGAGAUGAAGCACGGCUACGAGUGGAGAAAGAACAUUGAUGACAUCAAAGCUUUUGACAAGACCCUGAACAAAAUGAACCAAGAAAUCAGGCGGAACAAGAACACCAAAAAGGAGGUGCUUGCCAUGCCGAUCCAGGAAAACAAGAAAGUUGUUUGGAUGGAUGGGGAUAAGGGAUGGACGACCUGGGUUGAUGCCAUUGAUGGCAUCCUGCUUUAG
Molecule: messenger RNA, 1956 nt
Organism: Cryptomeria japonica (Japanese cedar)
Lineage: Eukaryota; Viridiplantae; Streptophyta; Pinopsida; Cupressales; Cupressaceae
Exons: 1
Coding region: 1-1956 (651 amino acids)
Source: RefSeq, a predicted model, not a curated record